This is a messenger RNA of Centrocercus urophasianus (Greater sage-grouse), 603 nucleotides long. RefSeq names its product nucleophosmin/nucleoplasmin 3 (gene NPM3). The coding region runs from base 37 to 477 and encodes 146 amino acids. NCBI's taxonomy places the organism in Eukaryota, Metazoa, Chordata, Aves, Galliformes, Phasianidae. Gene Ontology annotation, cellular component: cytoplasm; nucleoplasm; nucleolus. Gene Ontology annotation, biological process: chromatin remodeling. The record is from RefSeq and is a predicted model, not a curated record. Gene Ontology annotation, molecular function: RNA binding; chromatin binding; histone binding. The transcript has 6 exons.
CUCGGCACGGAACCGCCCGCCCCGCGCUACGGACUCAUGGAGCCGCACGGCCCCGGCAGCGUCCUUUUCGGCUGCGAGCUGACGGCCAGCACCAAGUCCUACACGUUUCAGGUGGAUGAAGAUGAUGACUCUGACCAUGUUUUGGCCCUGUCUGUGGUGUGCCUCACAGAUGGCGCCAAGGAUGAGUGCAACGUGGUGGAGGUUGUUGGGCGAAACCACAAGAACCAGGAGAUCACUGUGCCGGUGGCAAACCUGAAGUUGUCAUGUCAGCCCUUGCUGAGCCUGGACAACUUCAAGCUGCAGCCUCCAGUGACGUUCCGCCUGGCAGCAGGCUCUGGGCCCGUGCAUCUCACCGGCUGGCACCAGAUCUUGCACAGGGAUGAUGCUUCCUUCGAGGGGGAGGAUGAGGAUGAUGACAUGUCUGAGGAGGAGAUAGCACCCAUCAUGCCUGCCAAGAAGGAGAGAAGGAAGCAGUGAUUUGUAUCCCAGCAAGGUGCUCGCUGGAACUUCUUGCAGACAGCUGUUACCUCAGACACCUCUCACCAGGACCUCAACUUUUGCUGUAUUUUUUUAAUUUACUGUUGUACCUUUUGGGGGUGGUGG